AUGCUUCGUCCCCUGGUGGGCGUGAAGAAGACAAAGCUGGGGUUACGUGAGUUUGUCAAGCUCGGGGACUUCUUACAGCGCAUAGACACGCAGCAGCACACGGCGAGCAACGAGGUGUCCUUCAGCGUCACAGGCUUCGGCAAGUUCAAGGGCCAGCUCGCCAUCACCGCCGCCUACUCCCCCGCCGCGCCGCCGCACGAAGCCAGCCGCGUCGACAUCGCCUUCCAGUCGGCCACGCUGGCGCCCGCGGCGCUGGAGCAGCUGUUCCGCGCAAACUACGCGCUCCUGCUCUCCAUAUUCAACCCCGACGGGUGGCUGGACGUGACGUAUGUGGACGACGAGAUCAGGAUCGGGCGGGACGACAAGGGCAACGUGUUUGUGGUGGAACGCUGCUAA
Monoraphidium neglectum is the source of this 396-nucleotide messenger RNA. RefSeq names its product putative plastid-lipid-associated protein 7, chloroplastic. The record is from RefSeq and is a predicted model, not a curated record. NCBI's taxonomy places the organism in Eukaryota, Viridiplantae, Chlorophyta, Chlorophyceae, Sphaeropleales, Selenastraceae. The transcript is spliced from 3 exons. Bases 1 to 396 code for a protein of 131 amino acids.